UGGGUGUUUUGGCCUUAAAUAGUAGCAUCAAUAGUAGCAGCUCACACACCAGCCAAGCCAUCGCAGAUGCUUUCGAUAGCAUGCUUCAGACCUGGGGUAUUCCGAAGACGUCUGUCCACGUAGUGCUCCGAGACAACGCAAGAAAUAUGAUAAAGGCCAUGAAUGAUGCUGAACUCCCCAGCCUGACCUGUACUGCUCACACUCUCCAGCUGGUGGUUCACGAAGGUCUGUUGUCACAGAGGAGUGCUGCUGAUGCAGUGGCAAUCGGCCGCAAAAUAGUUGGACAUUUUAAACAUUCUACUCUAGCCUACUCCCGCCUCGAAGGCCUUCAAUUAGAGAUCAGCCAGCCUGCCAAGCGACUCCAGCAAGAUGUACACACCGGCUGGAAUGGUACAUUUUACAUGAUACAGUCCUUGGUUGAGCAGAAACAGGCUUUGGGAAUAUUAGCGUCUGAAUACGGACUCCCCGAUAUUCUGACGGCUCAACAGUGGACACUGCUGGAGAAGGUGCUAUCUCUCCUGCGUCCGUUUGAGGAGUUGGCUCGAAAAGCUAGCUCUGCAUACGCCAUUGCCGCAGACGUCAUUCCAGUGGUCAGUGUGCUGCACAGAUUUCUAACGAAGGAGACCGAUGAAGACCACGGGGUCAAAGGGAUGAAGGGAACCUUGGCUGCAGCCGUCAGGAAGCGAUUCUCUGAUGUGAAGGAAAACCCACUCUACAGCAUCGCAACGCUACUCGAUCCCAGGUAUAAAAAUCACUUUUUCUCCAGCAACACCGCUGCUGCAAAUGCGAAAGAGAUGCUGACCCUUGAGCUGCUGAGGUUGCCUGGAGAGGUGGACAAGCAGGAGGAUCUUGAUCCAACUGAACCACCUGCAAGAAAACCAUGCAGUGACCAGGCCAGCAGCAGUCUAGACAGCAUAUUUGAUGAAAUCGCAGAUGUAAAGGCAUCCCUGGACAGAGAAGCAUUAGACUACUGCACAAUUAGAGACAUAUCUUGGAGAGACCACAAUUUCACGGCAAGACAAACCAUUACAAUUCUGGGUGGUUAACAAAGUGUGGUUCCCUACUCUGGCUAAACUGGCGUGCAGAUACCUUUCAGCACCAUGCAGCAGUGUUGACAGUGAAAGGCUGUUCAGCUCAGUGUCACAUAUUGUGAAUGAAAGCAGAAACAGGCUCACAGCUGAUCAUGCAGAGAUGAUUUUGUUCAUCAAAAAGAACCUACCUCUGACUUUCCCAAAAAAUGCUUAGUUCAGACUAGACCACACCAUUGUAUGCUGACUGAAAGUUUGAUAUUUACUUUGAUUCAAAUGUGGACACUCUGUAGUAGUUUAAUUCAUAUUUUGUUUAUCUGAAAGCUGUAGACAGUGCCAAAUAUUUUAGUUGAUAUUUUGUUUGAUUGAUUCAAACAUGGACACUUAGCAAAUUCAUAUUUUGUUUAUCUGAAAGCUUGAGACAAUGCCAAAUAGUUUGAUAUUUUGUUUGACUGAAAUGUGAAGUCUGUGCACUGAUUUCACUGACAUUUUUUGUUAUUGAAAGCUGGAGACAGUACUUUAUUAGGGGGCCAAGCCCGAGGGGCAGAGGGAACGCGUAUGCAAGCAGACGCGUUUCCUAGGACCAGCGGUGCUAGGAACCCUAUUGUUUUUGUAAAGAUUUUUAUUUUUAUCCGUAGUUAAAAGUGGUGCUGCAGGCUAAACCGUGCAAGGGAGGGCAGUGCAAUUUGGAGGGGUGGUCCAGACCCCUGCACGUACCUCAGACGCAAAAAACUAUGUAUAUCUGCCUGCAGGGGGCGCUAUAACCUAGGCCAGUGCGUUUUUGCCUAUAGCUCCCACACCGUAUGUCGCACAUUCAAAAAUCUUGUAUCCCCAGCUUCCCUGAAUAGAGCUGAAUCACUUUGCCAUAGGCCACGCCCACUUGCGCCUAGGAAGUUUUUUCGCAAAAUCUGUAAAACCUACUUUUUCGAACUUCUCCUUGGGAUUUUGUCCAUUCUGCGUGAAACUUGACAUACACACUCUUCUACUGGACCUGAUCUAAAGUUAUCAAAAGAAUUUUAUUCAGUCAAAAAAUGCACAAAUUAUUAACAAACAAACUUCUAUAGCUAGCUAUAAAAAUGCAAACUGUUGGAUAUCUCGGUCAAACUAAAUGCUAUUAACACCAAAUUUGAGAGCAUUGGUUGGCAUAAGACUGUGAGAGUAUGAGCCAAAUUUGGCGAAUUUUGGCAACUAGGGGGAGCUACAAAUAUGGUAAGUUUAUAUCUCUUGAAUGGCUGCACCGAUUUCUACGAAAUUCGGUUGGUAUGAUGUAGGGCCAAUUCUGAGGUCAAAUCUUGAAGGUGGUCAUGACUGGUUAAUGUGGGCGUGGCUUAUUACAAGAUAAACAACAAACAUUAAUGUCAGCCAAACUAUUACGCUGAGGGCUUUGAAAUUUUAAGGGUACAUAUAGAAUAGGACACAGAUCUUCCGUACCAAAAAUUGCACAUGUACUCCACUAGGUGGCGCUAUAACGGAUGCCAACUUUUUUGCCUGCAACUUACACAUUUUAAAUGACACUUUCACAAACAUUAUAUCCAUGUGUUCCCUGGAUAGAGCUGGGUUGUCUGACACAGGCCCCGCCCACUUCUGCUACACAUUUUCUUUGCUAAUUCGCCACAUGUCCAAAACCUACUUUUUCGAACUCCUCCUACAUUUUCAGAGCCACCUGCCUGAAACUUUGCACAUAGAAUCUCCAGAUGUGUCUGAUGAAAAGUUAUCAAAAGAAUUUUGGCACUCCAAAAAAUGCGCUUGUUACAACCAAACAAUCUUUUUUGCUAGCUAAAAAACACACAUUGUUUCAUAUUUCGCUCAAAGUAGAUGCUUUCAACAUCAAACUAAAGUCACUCGUUCCCGAGGUCAUCCAGAGGCUUUGUGCCAAAUUCGUCGCAAAUCGGUCUAUAGGUGGUGCUAUAACGGAUGCAAAGGCAGUUUUGCCUGUAACUUCCACAUUUUAAAUGACACAUUUAUAAACAUGCACUUGCCCAGAGCCCGUCGUCCUUCAGGGACAACUUCCAUGGGCUCCGCGGGACGCGGGGACCGAGUCGCACGGGGGGGUUGGCCCCCGUUCAUAACUGCUUGCAGUUCUAGUUUAAAUUGAUAUUUUGUUUAAUUCAGAUUGGAGAUCGUGCAAUAGUUUCAUUGAUAAAUUAAGUUAACUGUGUUAACUGUACAAUACGUUUUAUUUAAUUUGUCAACUGUCAUUGAUAUUUUGUCAACUGUGAAGACAGUGCCAAUGUGGAGGCUUUUUGUUUAGACCGAAAAAGUUUAUUUUUUGUUUGAAAUGUCAGUUAUUUUUUACUCAUUUUUAUUUGUAGGCCUAUUUAAUUUAUUAUCAUUUCUUUUAAGAAGCAGAAAAUAAAAUAAAACCUGUCUUCCAAUCCAUUGCAUUUUUAGCCUAAUAGUUAUUUUUGUAGUAGAAAUAUCGGUAUCGGUACUCGGUAUCGGCAAGUACACAAAUGAAAAUACUCGGUGUGAAAAAAAUGGUAACAGUGCAUCCCUAAUAAAUAUAAUAAAAAUAUACACAUUAUAAUGAAUGAAAAGAGAUACACACAAUUUACAUGCUAAAAAUAAAUAAAAAUUGUAAAGCGAGUGUGUGCCUGAUGUGUGUCUAACGCUGGAUGUCCACUGGAUCUGUCGCGUGCGCAAUGCGGCUGGAAUUGGCGGAUCCUGAGAUCAUAAUGUCAUGCAAUAAUCUGUGGAAACCCUGGAGGUAUAAAGACAUCGACAAACAAAGAAAAGAUUUCUCUGUCUGCCGGACAUUGACCACUGUAGGCCAUUUCUUGAUUUUUCUCUUGAUUUUGUGAUGUUGGUGUAGUGAUGUGAAAUAUGAUCCGGAGUUUUCAUGGGUGCUUUAUUUUGAAAAAAUGCCUAAAUUAGCAGAAGUUGCAGAGCGGGGAGCUUUCUUCCUGAAAUCCAGGAUUAACUCCUUCAUCUUGUCAGUGUAGGGGACAAAACUGUCAGCCUUCCCAUGAGCGAGCGUCUCAUCCACCAGCUGCCUGUAGUCUGGUUUGUUGUCUCCCUCGAUAAGUCCAAGGAUGGUUGUAUCAUCUGAAAAUUUUAAAAUGUAGCCGAGUUUAUGGGUGGACGAGACUGGGAAACUGGCUCUUAAUUAAUAUUGCACCACACAAGUAGAAUAAUCUGCAGAGGCUUGUAAAAUUAGUCAAGGUAAUCCCUUUUAAUCAACUGAAAUCCCUUUGGACUGAAUUAGAGCCAUGUUAAUGGAUGUGUUUUCUGUGAAUUGAUUUUGUACCUUGUGAUACAUACUGCAACUUGCGUGUUGUUCUUGUUUUUUUAAUUUGUUGAUGUAUACCAUAACUUCUAUGUGUUCCUUUUGCUUUUAAUGUACUGGACAGUGGCCUUCCCUGUUUAAAUAAAGAGAAUAGCAAAUAAUGAUAAUAAUUCCACUUCUUCUGAAGACUAAGAAAAACAUGACAAAAAAAAAUGCUUGAAAAGAAACAGACUUUUUUUUUUUUAAUCACCAAAAUAUAACUUUUUUUUUUAUAAAAUGACAAACACACAACAGGCAGAUUUGAACAUGCUGAUAAAAGAGCAUGCUAGGUCACUGUUUCUAUUUUAUGAAAGGGAUAUUAUGUUGGUUUAUCAGUGUAUUUGUAUGCAUGUGGGCUACAUGUGUGUGGAUCCAUAUUUAUAAAG
Messenger RNA from Epinephelus moara (kelp grouper), 4679 nucleotides. RefSeq names its product zinc finger BED domain-containing protein 4-like. NCBI's taxonomy places the organism in Eukaryota, Metazoa, Chordata, Actinopteri, Perciformes, Serranidae. The transcript has 2 exons. The coding region runs from base 81 to 1046 and encodes 321 amino acids. The record is from RefSeq and is a predicted model, not a curated record.